Molecule: messenger RNA, 1552 nt
Organism: Elephantulus edwardii (Cape elephant shrew)
Lineage: Eukaryota; Metazoa; Chordata; Mammalia; Macroscelidea; Macroscelididae
Gene: MAP3K8
Product: mitogen-activated protein kinase kinase kinase 8
Exons: 7
Coding region: 7-1455 (482 amino acids)
Biological process (GO): protein phosphorylation
Molecular function (GO): ATP binding; protein kinase activity
Source: RefSeq, a predicted model, not a curated record
AAACAAAUGUGUGUGCUUUCUUCUGCAGCCUCCGGAGAGACCACAACAGUAAUGGAGUACAUGAGCACUGGAAGUGACAACAAGGAAGAAAUUGACUUGUUAAUUAAACACCUGAACAUGUCGGAUGUCAUAGACAUUAUGGAAAACCUCUAUGCAAGUGAAGAGCCAGCGGUGUACGACCCCAGCCUGAUGACUAUGUGUCAAGAGGGUAACCAGAACGAGGAGCGCGCAGAAUCGCUGCUGCUCGGGGGCUCCGAGGUGCCCUGCUUGUCAUCCGUGCGAUAUGGCACGGUGGAGGAUUUGCUUGCUUUUGCAAACCAUAUAUCCAAUACUGCCAAGCAUUUUUAUGGACACCGACCACAAGAAUCUGGAAUUUUAUUAAAUAUGGUCAUCACUCCCCAGAAUGGACGGUAUCAAAUCGAUUCUGAUGUGCUUCUGAUUCCUUGGAAGCUGACUUACAGGAACAUCGGCUCUGAUUUUAUUCCUCGAGGGGCCUUUGGGAAAGUAUACUUAGCUCAAGAUAUAAAGACUAAGAAGAGAAUGGCCUGUAAACUGAUCCCAGUGGAUCAGUUUAAGCCCUCCGACGUUGAGAUCCAGGCUUGCUUCCGGCAUGAAAACAUCGCUGAGCUGUAUGGGGCUGUCCUGUGGGGUGACACUGUCCACCUCUUUAUGGAGGCAGGCGAGGGAGGGUCUGUACUGGAGAAGCUGGAGAGCUGUGGACCCAUGAGAGAAUUUGAAAUUAUUUGGGUGACAAAGCAUGUUCUCAAGGGACUUGAUUUUCUCCACUCGAAGAAAGUAAUUCAUCAUGAUAUCAAACCGAGCAACAUUGUUUUUAUGUCCACAAAAGCUGUUCUGGUGGAUUUUGGCCUAAGUGUACAAAUGACUGAGGAUAUCUAUCUUCCAAAGGAUCUCCGAGGAACAGAGAUUUACAUGAGCCCAGAGGUGAUUCUGUGCAGGGGCCAUUCAACCAAAGCAGACAUCUACAGCCUGGGGGCCAUGCUCAUCCACAUGCAGACGGGCACCCCGCCCUGGGUGAAGCGCUACCCUCGCUCGGCCUAUCCCUCGUACCUGUACAUUAUCCACAAACAGGCACCUCCGCUGGAAGAUAUCUCUGAAGACUGCAGUCCUGGCAUGCGAGAGCUGAUAGAGGCAGCCCUCGAGAGAAAUCCUAACCACCGUCCCAGGGCUGCAGACCUGCUAAAGCAUGAAGCCCUGAACCCCCCCAGAGAGGAGCAGCCGCGCUGUCAGAGUCUGGACUCUGCUCUGUUUGAGCGGAAGAGGCUGCUGAGCAGGAAGGAGCUGGAACUUCCUGAGAACAUUACUGAUUCUUCCUGCACAGGAAGCACGGAGGAAUCCGAGAUGCUAAAGAGACAACGCUCUCUCUACAUAGACCUGGGUGCCCUCGCUGGCUAUUUCAACCUUGUCCGUGGUCCGCCCACCCUGGAGUACGGCUGAUGCCAUCGUUGCCUCUGAAUGAAGACUCAGCACUUAACUCGUGGAAGCGAGACCUGCUGACUUUCACAGAGGCUCUGGACGGGGGCUUGUGCCACUU